CACCACACUGUUGAUGGCCAAGUUCAAUAGAUUUAGUUUCAGUUGGCCAUCAACAUUGCUGAAGUGAAAUUCUCCAAAGCCACCAUAACAAACACCACCAUCCAGCAACCAUAUGAGUUUAGUUUUCCAAUUUGAACAAAAACCAAAUAUCUGCAAUUGAUUGAUAUUGGACAAGUUGUGGCGCUCACCAGUGCUGCCAUUGCCACCACCAUCACCACCAAUCUCCAUGAGGAUAAAAGAUUAAACCAAAAAUAAAAAUAAUUCGAUAUGCCACCAAUGAUGGCAUCUGUUGCAAUUUGUCUGUAAAGUUUUUGGAUUUUGUGUUAUUUUUUUUUUUCAUAAAUUUUCCAUAUAUAGAUGGAAUUUAAAUUGAAAUCAUUAGGAUUUUCAAUUCUCAUAACCACAUUCAUCUGUUUGUCCAUCUUGGUUGGUCAUAUCUCCGCUGAAGCUUUACGUUUGCCCGACCAACAGGGACCCGUUCAACAGGUGCAGCAGCCACAGCUUCAACUUCAACCUCAGCAGCAACAACAACAACAACCCAUUAAUCUCAACAAUGUUCAAACGAUAUUCCCCAAUCAACAACAGCAGCCUCAACAACUGCAACAACCAGGUGUUGGUGGUGAGGAACGUGGUCGUUCCUCCAUUCUAGAUAUCUUCGGUUUGGGCUCUGACAAUGAUCCCUAUUUGGCUCGCACUAGCUCAAAUUGUUUGAGUGGUGAUCUCUCAGAAUGUUUCAAAAAUCAAGCAUUGUCUACAUUUGAUGAGAUUUUCUAUCGCCAAAGUUAUCCCUUAACUGAAUUUGCCCGUGUUGUUCGCAUGCCCGAAAAUCAACAACGUUCGCUGUUGCAAGAACCUUUUGAAUAUUCCGAAGAACCCCGUAAUGAGGAUAACGAUUGGGAUCAAAUGGCUAAAUAUGCCUUGAGACGAGCUGAAAGAUUUAUCAAAUCCACCGCUUUGGAAGUAGAAGUUCCUGAAGAAUUUACUGAAGCUGGACGUUAUCAGGCUCGUUUCAUUGGCAAUGAUAUUGACAGUGAAUUGGAUAUCAUUGAAGACAAACAUGCCUCAGGCCUAAAACGCAAGAAGUUGAAGAAAUUGAUCAUUCCCCUGUUGUUGGUAUUGAAAAUCUUCAAAUUGAAACUGUUGCUGUUCUUGCCCUUCAUCUUGGGUCUUGUUGGUCUGAAGAAGAUUCUUAGCUUGGCUGCCAUCAUUUUGCCUGGAGUUUUUGCCUACUUCAAAUUGUGUCGUCCACCAGGUGCUGGUUUCAGCUCAGGCGGUGGCAUUUUGUCGGGUCUUUUUGGUGCCAAGGAAUCCUUUACACAAUACUCACCUCAAGGUGUGGGUUCAGCUACCUAUUAUCAUCAUCAUGAUCACUAUGAACAUGGAGGCUAUAGGCCAGAACCUCAGUUCUCUAAACCUUAUGGUGAUUACUAUAACAAGAACUAUGAUCAGGGAACGGCCACCAGUGGAAACUCGGUUAGCUUUGGUGGUUCUCAUGAAGCUGCUUACUCUGGUUAUUAUGGCAGAAAUACAGGCAAAGAUAUUGAAAGUACUCAAAAGAGUUAGAAAGAAGGGAGAACCAUCUCUCUUUUAUAGCUUUGCUGUAAUGCCAUGAAUUUCUAAUAUUUAUAGGCUUGUUUUCAUUUCAUUGUUAUUUUGUUUUAUGUGUUGUGAAAUUUUUACUUCUA
Molecule: messenger RNA, 1685 nt
Organism: Stomoxys calcitrans (stable fly)
Lineage: Eukaryota; Metazoa; Arthropoda; Insecta; Diptera; Muscidae
Gene: Osi2
Exons: 5
Coding region: 358-1563 (401 amino acids)
Source: RefSeq, a predicted model, not a curated record